Polypterus senegalus (gray bichir) is the source of this 1929-nucleotide messenger RNA. Its product is annotated as protein BANP-like. The transcript has 12 exons. The record is from RefSeq and is a predicted model, not a curated record. NCBI's taxonomy places the organism in Eukaryota, Metazoa, Chordata, Cladistia, Polypteriformes, Polypteridae. Gene Ontology annotation, biological process: protein localization to nucleus; negative regulation of protein catabolic process. Gene Ontology annotation, molecular function: DNA binding. Bases 1 to 1542 code for a protein of 513 amino acids.
AUGUCUGAUCAGGACCUGGUGGAAAUGUUGCAGAUUGCAGUUGAAGACUUGAGUCAAGAUCAUCCUGUGGCCCUUGAAAACCAUGAUGAAACUGAUGAUGCAGAUAAACCUGAAAGAAAACGUCAGCGAUUAGAAAUCAGCUGCCUGGACACUCUGAUCAAGUCUCUGUUAUACUCGAUCAACCAGACUGUCUGUCUGCGUCUGGACAAUAUCGAGACCAAGCUUCAAACUGUAGAAGCAACAUGUAAAUCCCUGGAGGAGAAGUUGGACAUACUAGUGAACAAAAACCACGGACCAAUUCAGGUGCCUAUGGUGGCUGGAUCUCCUCUAGGAGCAACACAGACCUGGAAUAAAGUCAGAUGUGUGGUGCCACAGACUAACGUGAUUGUGAGUAACGAUCGACCGAAGAUGACUGGGCAGGAGGAUUUAAUACCUAGAGCAGCAGACUCCCUGGAAAAUCUUCUUAGCAAUACUGUUCCUGGACGUAGACAAAACACCAUCCUGGUUAAAGUUCCAGGACCAGAAGACAGCCAUAAUGAGGAUGUUGAGAGCGGGUCCGAAACAAGUGACUCCGUAUCUAACAGUGGCCAAACCUCAGGGCAGUCAGUUGGAAACAAUGUUACCCUUAUCACGCUCAAUUCUGAAGAGGAUUUUCCCAAUGGCACUUGGCUUGGUGAUGAAAAUAAUCCUGAAAUGCGGGUUCGAUGUCCUAUUUCUGAAUCAGACAUGCUUCACAUAAGUUCAAAUUGCCGUACAGCUGAGAAAAUGGCUCUGACUCUUCUGGACUACCUAUUUCAUCGAGAAAUUCAAGCUGUGUCAAAUCUAUCAGGGCAGAGCAAGCAUGGGAAAAAGCAACUAGACCCCCUCAUGAUCUAUGGAAUUCGAUGCCACUUAUUUUACAAGUUUGGCAUCACAGAAUCAGACUGGUAUCGAAUCAAACAAAGCAUUGACUCUAAAUGUCGUACUGCCUGGCGCCGGAAACAGAGAGGACAAAGUCUGGCAGUGAAAAGCUUCUCUAGGAGAACGCCAGAUUCUUCCUCAUUCUGCACCUCAGAGGGCAUCCAGAGUAAUGUUUCAUCUCCAACAGAAGCCCAGCAGGCCCAGCAGACCUUACACUAUGCUCUAGCCAAUGCACAGCACGUCCAAAUUCAUCGUAUUGGUGAAGAUGGUCAGGUCCAAAUGAUUCUUCCAGGACACCUGCAUUUUACCCAGGUACCUCAAGGAGAACAAGUUCAGAUUGCACAGGAUAGUGAGGGAAAUCUACAGAUUCAUCAACUUCAUGUAGACCAGGAUUGUCAGGUUCUUCGUGGUACACAGUUGAUUGCAGUGGCCUCGGGUGAUCCAAAUGCUGCUGCAGUAGAAGAGACCCCUCUCCAAACGAAUGAUAUCCAAGUCCAGUAUGUGCAGUUAGCACCGGUAACUGACCAACACACUGCCUCAGUUCAAAGCCCUCAUCUCUUUACUCAAUUAUCUCCUCCUAAUCUUGAUGAAACAAGAAAACAGAAAAACAACAGCUGGUGCCAGAAGUGGGACUGGAGUUAGUGAACAAAUUACAGUAUAGGAAGAAAGAGAAAGUUACCAUUGUAACUUUGUAAGUUGAGCAUGGAUGAAUCUGCGUCUGCUGUAUAAGAGAUCUUUGAAUUUUAAGGAUUCUACAGUCAGGUCUGGUUCAUGACUGCAGCAUCAUCUUGAGUUUGUUUUGAAUCAAAUGUACUGUCAAAAGUACAAGAAUGAAUGAGAGCAGAUGCCAGCCACAGCAAUGCAGCCACUGAGCACAUAUAAGCAAGAGGAGGGAAUGAAAACAGAAGACAUAACAGAAGAAAGCACAAAUCAGUAAAAGCCUGGCAUAAAAUGUGGUCAUGGUAAACUGAUUUUUUAAAAUUAUUUUACAUUAAAAACAGACUGUUUAUAUUGCUUUAUCAGCUAUAA